Molecule: messenger RNA, 1811 nt
Organism: Belonocnema kinseyi
Lineage: Eukaryota; Metazoa; Arthropoda; Insecta; Hymenoptera; Cynipidae
Gene: Gmd
Product: GDP-mannose 4,6 dehydratase
Exons: 6
Coding region: 329-1399 (356 amino acids)
Biological process (GO): GDP-mannose metabolic process
Molecular function (GO): GDP-mannose 4,6-dehydratase activity
Source: RefSeq, a predicted model, not a curated record
AACAUUAAACAUCGCCGGCAAGCACAAUUGACGUUUUGAUUAUUGCCCGUUUUGUUGUGUUUGUGCUAUGAAUUUGUCUUGUAUAUGUUUUAGGUUUUGUCAUUUAUUAUAUCUAGUUUAAAACACGUGUUACAUUUUAUCGAUAGAUAUCCCGUUUGAUAAAGAUACCGGUGAAAGAAUUUAAACAGUAAUACGUGGCGACCUGUCAUGAAUAACCGUUCGUGAGGUAUCUGAUUCCAAGUCGAUUCGGUUCUAAACUUUCAUUGCAAUAUAAAUUUGAUUGGAAUGUUUUAUUACAUCCACUAGUGCAAUCAAACAUAUAUAUGAAAUGGCAGCAACUAUUGACAGACGCGUAGCACUUAUCACUGGAAUUACUGGCCAAGAUGGAUCUUAUUUAGCAGAAUUCCUUAUCGAGAAGGGUUAUGAAGUUCAUGGAAUUAUCAGACGAGCAAGUUCGUUUAAUACAACACGAAUUCAACAUUUGUACGCAGAUCCAAAAUGUCAUCGACAGGGCAAAAUGCAAUUGCAUUAUGGGGACAUGACUGAUUCCAGCAGUUUAGUAAAAAUCAUUAGCUCAAUCCAUCCAACAGAAAUUUACAAUCUUGCUGCUCAAAGUCAUGUUAAGGUAAGUUUUGAUUUAAGUGAAUACACUGCCGAAGUCGAUGGAGUUGGAACAGUGAGAAUCCUAGACGCAAUAAAAACUUGUGGUCUGGAAAAAUCCGUGAAAUUUUAUCAAGCCUCGACUUCUGAACUUUAUGGCAAAGUCGCUGAAGUUCCACAGAGUGAAAAGACACCUUUUUAUCCACGUUCUCCCUAUGCUUGUGCUAAACUCUACAGUUAUUGGAUAGUCGUCAACUACAGAGAAGCCUACAAUAUGUUUGCUUGCAACGGUAUUCUUUUCAACCAUGAAAGUCCUCGAAGAGGCGAAACCUUCGUGACGAGAAAAAUUACUAGGUCGAUUUCUAAAAUUCACUUGGGAUUGCAAGACGUUCUAGAAUUAGGGAAUUUGGAUGCCAAACGAGAUUGGGGGCACGCGAAGGACUACGUAAAGGCAAUGUGGCUCAUGCUUCAACAAACGGUUCCUGACGACUUUGUCAUUGCUACGGGAGAAACGCACAGUGUGAGAGAAUUUAUUGAAGCUGCAUUUGAAUACAUUGGGCGCUCUAUUAAAUGGGAAGGAGAAAGUUUGAACGAAGUCGGAAAAGACGCUAAAACUGAAGAGGUUCUUAUUCGAGUCAAUCCGAAAUAUUUCCGUCCAACUGAAGUGGAUUUACUGCUGGGCGAUGCUUCGAAAGCGAAACUGAAACUUGGGUGGGAGCCAACAGUUUCUUUUCAGGAUCUCGUGAAGGACAUGAUGGACGCCGACUUGGAAUUGAUGAGAAAAAAUCCAAACGCUUAGAAACAUCAAGUAAAGCUUUUUCUGGGCCCAGAAAUCUGUAAAUAAGCAUUCAAACGUGCAUAUAAGACAGUUAUUUUUAUGUUUUAGAACAGCUCCAUUCCUUUUUGUGCAAUUUUAUUCAAGGUACAUAAUUUUAGACAAUUUUGAAUAUAUAUUGCUGUAUUCUUAGAAAAAGUAUAAUUAAUUUGUUCCAUCCCGUGACUAAUUAGAAAUUAAGAUGAAGGGAAAUCAUUCCCAGUUGUAAAGCCCAAAGAUUUAUAACUCACGUUAGUAUUUUAUAAGCAAAGACGUGGUCAGUUUGCUAUUUUAAUAUCAUUUAUCUGGCACAAUUGUGUUUUUUUCUGGGCAUUUGAUAUUAUCUGUAAGAUAUGAGAUGCGACUUUGAUCUAUUUAUACCAUAAUAUAAAUAAAU